Leptidea sinapis is the source of this 3223-nucleotide messenger RNA. Its product is annotated as transforming acidic coiled-coil-containing protein 3-like. Gene Ontology annotation, biological process: mitotic spindle organization; cerebral cortex development; cell population proliferation. The record is from RefSeq and is a predicted model, not a curated record. Lineage: Eukaryota; Metazoa; Arthropoda; Insecta; Lepidoptera; Pieridae. Gene Ontology annotation, cellular component: cytoplasm. The transcript is spliced from 2 exons. Bases 344 to 1300 code for a protein of 318 amino acids.
UCCUGUUAGAUUUCAUGCGAAUGACGGGUAUUCAUUGAGUAAUUGUUGUAUGUGUUUAUUUGUUAAAACUUGUGGAAUAACUAUUAUUUUAUACUUCGCUGAGGACAGUGUGUGUGAGAAUACACAAUUGAAUAACUGCUGUGUUAAAUUGCUUCAAAACCAUUUGUGAGAUCAUGAUAGUUGGUUGUCUUUUCACGUACCUAUUUGAAAAUUAAAUUACUUAUUACUUUAUGCGUGGGAUGUGAAGAAUUGCUGCAUUUUGUAAAACAGAAUAGGAUGACAAAACAGUCAGUGCAAACGGUUUGCGGUUUUUAGAAAUUGAAAUAAAUACAUAUUUUGUACCAUGUCUGGUACAGAGCAAAACAUAUUGAAUUCAAUGCAGCAACUAUCUCUUCAAUCAGGUAACAGUGGUCUUAGUGACAAACCAACACAAGUAGUUACACCUGCUGUUAACAGAAGUCAGCAAUCAACAAAAGUAAGGCCAAAUUCAGUUUCACCUGCAAUUGUUACUAUUGACAGAUUAUUAAGUUUAGGCCCAACGUUGCCACCACCACCUCCAGUUAUAACAAGGGCAACAGACAUGGACCCGCAUAUGGUAGAACAGUUGAGAGCUGUAAAAGAAAUGUUAACUGUUCAAGAAGAAGAAACUCAAAGUCUAAGAGACCUAAGCCAAGAGAUGCGUGAGGAGCUUGAAAGAUAUGAAAUGGAAAAUAAAAAAUUACAAGAGCAACUCACGGAGUAUACUGAGAAAGAAAAAACACUUUCACAAAAAUUAUCAGAGAAGUCUAGGAAUAACAAAGAAAUGUGUCUCGUGUUGGAAGAAUAUGAAAGAACUAUUUCCUCACUUAUUUGUGAAAGAGACUCUGAAUUAAAAAGAUGGAAUGAAGAAAAAGCAAUAUUAAUAAGGGAACGGGACGAUGCUGCUUCACAUUUGGCUUCAACGGAAUAUGCCUUUAACGAUGUACACACUAAAUAUGAAAGAUGCAAGGUUAUUAUUCAAGGUUACAAAAGCAAUGAAGAAGCUUUGAAGCAAACUUUGGAAGAAAAUAAUGAUGCCAUACAGAAAUUAGAAGCCAGAUAUGAAACAUUGAGGCAGCACGCAAUGCAGCAGUUGAACAAGGCCAAUGCGGAAUUAGACUCUGUGAAGAAAGUACACCAAGCUGAAAUAUUAAAACUCAACGCUUUGUUGAAAAAAUGUGAAAUACGAGCCUCCAACUUGCAGGAGUCACUGGCACAGAAAAUUAAAAAUAAUGAAGAACUAACGGCCAUAUGCGAUGAACUAAUUAAUAAAGUUGGAUAAACUAUUUAUUGAAUAUUGCACUAACAGUAUCAUAGGUUUAUUUAAUAUAUUAAUAGAGUAAUAAUAAAAAUGUAACACAUAGUUUAAUAUAUAUUCACUUGAGCUUCACUGGUUUUGGACUUAACUUGAGUAUAUAAUCUGGCACCAAAAUUAAUUUUUGGUAUCUUUUGACAUCAAUAUAAGAAGAUAAUAGUCACAUAAUUAGGCAAAACUUUUACAAGUGUGUAAUACUAACACCUCCACUGUUAUUCCUAAGCAAUUUAUGUUAUGUUGAUGAUGUAGUCGACAUGCUAGAUGUGUUUCUUAGUCAUUAACAAUGUAUUAAUCACAUGUAGUAUAAAAAUGAUUACCUGCCACCAACACCAUAUAGCAUAUUGUACUUUGACUGUAUGACAAGAUGUGUAUGUAAAUUAUGGCCAAAAAUGGAAACUGGAGGUUAACAAGCUAGGCUUGACUGUAAUUAUAACAUUUCCAAGUAUAAUUACUCAAGCGGUUUAUUUGAAAUAUUUACAGUCAUAUAAUGAUAAUUUAAUAUAGUGUUGUGUAAGAUUGUAAUCAAGACUUGUUACCAUUUUUAUUGAAUAAAUUGUUUGCACAUUAAUCCUGAAUGUGUGCAAUCAGUUUCAGUGACUUGUAUAGUUACAUAUUAUUAUGAUUUAAAAAAACAAAUCAAAUUAUAACAUUUGUACUUGUUUUGUUUAUGUCUGAUUGGUGCUUGUUUAAUUGGCUUAAAAUUAAUAUUUUAUCUUACAUAAUAAUUAAAAUUUUACUAAUUUUUGGUUAUAGAAUGUUAACAAAGUUAUUCAGCUGCCAUAAUUUUAAUUUUUUACAUAGUAAAGAUAUGCUAGAAUAGGAGAAAGCAAUGUACAUGCUUUACUUAUAAAAUUAAAUAUUAAUUAAUAAUCUCCCUGGCUCUGAAAAACAUUCUCUUACACAGGUCUAGUCUGUUAAGUUAUAUGUAUUUCGCUUGUUACUUCUGUGCUUCUCUUAAAACAAUAUUGCUUAAGAAUUAAUAAUCAUCUAAACUGUCUAUAAACAACAUGAGUGUAUGAAAAUGUUGAGAUUUAUUAGAAAAUAAUUAGUCUGAAAUAGUUUGCUUUUGUACAUAUUUUGUUGUGUUGUCUAUUUUUAUGAUAAAUUGUCACCAUCCAAAUAGUCCAAUCACUGACAACAAACUGUGAGACAUAACACCUAAGUAUUACUCGUAAGUUUUUCCAAAUAUCAAUAUAUGACGGAUCCUAUAAUUUACAUUAUCUAGUAUAAUAAUAGCUAUGGUCUGGAUAAAAGAAUUUAAUCAUUCAUUUACACUAAUAGAUAUGUUAUCAUGCUAUAAAUAAUUUUGAUGUCUGUGUUAAUAAUUUAUUCCUCGGUCCAUCUUAGCUUGAAUAAUUUUAAUGAAACUUUAUUUUUCUACUUUUGAACUUAAUUGAAUUGAAGUAACCAAUAUAGUCUUUGUAGUUGUUAUUAUCAAAUUCAAACACCAUAGUAAUAAGUAUCUGGAAUGCUUGUGUUUUCUAUGCACUAUAUAAGUUUAUAUUAACAUAGUAUCAAAUCCAUAUAUUAUUAUUUUAUUGAAUAAUACAUAUUUGUUUAAAAUCUUUCCUGCCAUGUGAACAAUCAUCCCCAUAUUAAAAUUUUCACUUACUACAACUUCAAUGUUGUCAUAACGAUCUAAUACUCCUGAACCUCACAUUCCAGAAUCUAUUUUUUUAAUCAUUGUGUAUCUAAUUUUUCACAUAUGAUUACCAACAUUAUAAAUGCAGACUGAAUAUUUGGAAUUCAUAUUUUUAUGUUUAUUGGCAAAUUAUUAUAAUUUCUAAAAAUGAAUAACUUAAGUAUAAUUUAUAUUUUUUCACAAUUUUUAUUUUAAAAUCAUUCAUCUAAUUAUUAGAAUGAGCAAAUAAAAGAAUUCGUAUUUUGUAA